Messenger RNA from Biomphalaria glabrata, 666 nucleotides. RefSeq names its product 39S ribosomal protein L27, mitochondrial-like. Gene Ontology annotation, molecular function: structural constituent of ribosome. Lineage: Eukaryota; Metazoa; Mollusca; Gastropoda; Planorbidae. The record is from RefSeq and is a predicted model, not a curated record. The transcript is spliced from 2 exons. Gene Ontology annotation, biological process: translation. Gene Ontology annotation, cellular component: mitochondrial large ribosomal subunit; ribosome. Bases 174 to 629 code for a protein of 151 amino acids.
AAGCUGCUAUACGAAAGUUAAUGAGUGAAAAUGUCAUAACUUUCAUAAAUUGAUGAUAUAGAUUCUAGUUCAAUGACCUAUUAUAGAUUUAUUUUACAAUAGGAUCUAAACUAGACAUCUAGACUCUAAAUAGAUCUACAUUUUUUUGCGGCAUUGGAGCCAUCUCUUGAAAAAUGGCCAGUAGAUUUGUGAUUCCUCUGUGGAAGUCUGUUUGCUCAGCAGUAGCCACGCUCAAACCUGCUAUGUGUCAGCCAAUGAGUAGCAACCUUCAGUAUGUCAGAUAUGCUUCAAAAAAAGCCUCGGCCACUCCCCGUAAUAGAAUCGGAAGAACAAAGAGAAAACACAGGGGCAUCAAAGCACACGAUGGAACAUUUGUCCACAAAGGUGAUAUCUUAGCUACACAAUUUGGUCUGCGCUUUUAUCCAGGCGAAAAUGUAGUCAUGGAUGACAAAUGGACAUUAAAAGCAGCUUUUGAUGGCAUUGUUGUCAUUUCAACAGAAACUUUAAAUCCUUACCCUGACAGUCCUUUGUACUUACCUGUUCAGAAAGGUGCGGUGCUACAGAAAAAGUUCUUCCAUAUUAUUCCUACACCAUUGCAUGGAAAGUUUAAGCUUGUCUCAGAAGUAUAACUUGUGUGUCAGUGAAUAAAAUGUUUUUUUUAACACA